UGAAUUGGUGUUCUUAUAAACAUUUAACAAUUUCAAGUGACCAUUACCAGACUGUGUGUACGUUGAAUACAGAGUGUUAAGUGCGGACGCGCCCUAUCCGAACCGGCACAAGAGCCCCCCGACGAGAACCCCAGCCCACUCGACUCAUCUGGAAAACGUCAUCCGGAAGCGGCUACGUCAGGAGGAGGGGACCGACUGGUCGCGAGUUAUAUUUACCGUUGCACGAGCAGAUUUUUCCAACCAGUUCAAGUUUAGUCGAAUUUGUUUAGAGCUAGGCUCGGAGAGUCUUUUUCUGUUUUUUUCGUUUUCGCCACCGUUGUAUGGAGCGUGAUAUACAACCGUUACAAAAGUUAUUGUGUACAGCUGAACAAAAUGCAGCUGUACACUCGUCCAGCAGAACUGCACCAUGCACUGGACCUGUCUUGCCCAUCGGAGAAACGAGUUCCGACAGAUCCUUGGAACCAACCGUGGGCCGUUGGGGCAGCGAAUGGCCAAGUUGACUCGAACAAGGCGAUGCCUGGCCUACAAAUCGAGCCCUCCUAGGGCUACCGGCCCCCACCCAUGGGGUUCCCGGGGACGUGAACAACCGCGCGGGUAGCGCCCUCUUGGCCGACCUCAUCGAGGCCCGGCAGGCGAAUGGGCCUUGGCCCAUCGAGCACCCGCUGCCGCUGCCACGCUGGGCCGCCCGACCCAUGACGCCGUUGAGGCUGAGGUCAAUCAGGGAGUACGAGAAGCUGGCCAGCGAUAUCGAGAUGCAGCUGCAGAGGGUGCUGGAGGAGCACAACUACGACACUGUGGGCAACUUCCUGGAGUUCUACGAGGAGUUCAAGAAGAGCGGCAGGAGCAGCGUGCUUGAGUUCUUCCACGUCUACUCUCCACUAAUCACCCCCGAGCACUACACCUGCGUGGGUCUAGCCUUAGAGCUAUGGAACCGCUUAAGCACUCAACUGGAACCUAAAUACCCAGGCAUCGGCAACCACCUCUGUUUAGUCUCCUGUGAGGAAGACAUAGACAGCACCCCUUCAUACACAGCACUAAGCGACCGCCUAGACACAGCUUCCUACACCUUCGAGAAGGAACACGUUCUCAUGUGCUUGAAAGUGGAAUUCUCCGGAAGGACCGGGAUAUUGCUCUGCGACCCUGGGUAUCACGUCUCCAGAGUUAUAACCGUCAUGUCCGACAAAACGUAUCCCAAUACAGGUUGGUUUGUCCAGUCCGAAGAGAACGGUAUCAGGAAAGAGUACAACUACCAGCUAUCGCCCUACAACGACACCUUCGUGGAGUGGAAUGAGAGAACUACAAGGAACGGUGCCCAAGAGAACUUCACGGGUCUGAUUUAUGUAGGAAAGCCCUAUCUAACGGCAGUCGACGUUACAGAGAGGAGAAACCUGGUGUACACCUUCAGAAGUUUGUUAUCCAGGGAUCAAAAGGGGCACCUAAUCGCCGGAGUGUACUUCAAAGUGUUAAAUAAUAAGGAUGAGUUCACCAUCUUCUAUCAAUGCAUGGGAAAGCAGCGUAUCAAGAUGAGUUUUUCGGCAUUUAUGCAACCAAAGGUCAGUGAAGAUCUAUUGAAGAAAAUAAAUAUUUGUAACGAUCAACUGAACCUACCCAAGAACCGGUUGUUGGAGAUUAUAAGAAAGUCCGGACAAAUCUUGACGGAUACCGUAUAUUUGCAGCAAACAUCUGAGAUCGAGCGUUGCAUCAACAUCAUGUCUGCCAAUAACUAAUAUGAAGGGCAUACAUUGCAUUCAUUUUAUUUUAAACUUUUAUUUUUUAUGACUUAAUAUUAUAUUACUAUACUAUAGUGCUAUUUUUGUUAUUAAACUGAUGUGUACUUUCUUUCUAGAUUUCUUAUUAAUGUGUUAAGUAUAAACAAUUUCAGUAUUGCCAAAAAUAAAAUAAAACAUUUUGUAGAGACACAUUUGGAAAAAUUAACAGUAGGUACUGUUGUUUCAAUAUUUCCGCAAUCGUUUAGAAUUAUUUUUUGUUUACGCAAAAUUAAAAUAUGAGAAAAAACAAAGUGAAAGUAACACAUUUAUGCUGUGCUUCUAGUGGAUAUUAAUAAUCUUUUCGAUUUUAUAUAAUAGUUAAUAACUGUCCUUAUUAUUUCAAAUUUUACUAAUAAUCACUUCACAUUUCAAUAUAUUCAGUUAUCAGUAUUCAAAUGAUGAGCACUUUGAGAAUAUUUUCAUUCUGUAUUAUUCAAGUCGAUAAUAAGGGACAAAAGUAUAUUCGGUGAGAAUUAUUAUUAUUCUCGUUUGACGCUAUUAGUGAUUCAUUUGUUUAAUUAUGAUGUUAAUAGUAUUUAUAAGCUUAAUUUGUAUUUAAAAUUUAAUAUAUUUUCAAAUUACACCUUAUUGUAUUAAACAAGAUUUAAUUAGUGACAAUAUUAGAAGCUUAUUAAUUUAUCUCGCUAUUUUCCUCCACUUAAUUAUACUUUUUAAUACUUCCUUAUAAGUAGUCUACAGAUUCAUUUUGGCUAUUUAAGCAAAGUAACUUGUUGAUUAUUAAUUUUAUUCUAACAUAAAGCAUAAUUAAAGAAAAUGUAAAUAUGUUCACAAACAUUAUACCUAUGUAUGUAUUUUAAUGAUUUGUGUAAGCUUUAUUUGUCACUAUCCUUUGCUACUGCUAGAUUUAAAAUAGAGAACUAUGCUUGAUCA
This is a messenger RNA of Anoplophora glabripennis (Asian longhorned beetle), 2660 nucleotides long. RefSeq lists its product as uncharacterized. The coding region runs from base 693 to 1727 and encodes 344 amino acids. The record is from RefSeq and is a predicted model, not a curated record. The transcript has 6 exons. NCBI's taxonomy places the organism in Eukaryota, Metazoa, Arthropoda, Insecta, Coleoptera, Cerambycidae.